Messenger RNA from Trichoderma asperellum CBS 433.97, 886 nucleotides. The record is from RefSeq and is a predicted model, not a curated record. Lineage: Eukaryota; Fungi; Ascomycota; Sordariomycetes; Hypocreales; Hypocreaceae.
CCCCCCCAAAGCCCCCCAAAAACCCGCUGCAGCAGCGCGGCUUUAGUGCUCUGAUAAGCUUCAUCGCGGCGCUGGCCAGCAAGCUGCAUGCGCCAAGAUCCCCACUCAUCAAUACCCCGAGACCCGAAUUGGCGCCAUGGACUAUUUUUCGGCGUCAAUCUCUGUGGAAUCUGCAACCUUGAGAGAAUCUCUCGACGCCAGCCGCUGAUCCUCGCCCCUGUCGACUGGGCCCGGCAUUCGCUCGCAACCCGAAUCUUUUCCCAUUAAUCGAGCGGCAUCUCGUCUGAUCUGACCAGACGGUCCUUUGUCUGGCCACCCUACCGUGCAAUGGUGCGCAUCAAGGAACGCUACCUCCUCGUCAACAUCGUCUAUCCGCCCGAUGCGACCAAGAUAUCCAAGGCUCGUGUGCCGGGCUUGGUUGCCCAUCACCAGCCGACCGUUGAGAAGCUGACCCCCCAGGCUCUGGUCAGGGCCAUCAGGGCAGAGGUGUCGUUGCUGUACGGCGACUAUGGCGCGGGCGCUCUCGAGGGCAAUCUUUCGGUCAAAUAUCUGUCUCUAGCGACUUCGACCUUCAUUCUGAGAUGCAAUAGGGCACAUUAUCAACUCCUAUGGUCGGCAUUGACGUUUAUGGAUCGUGUCCCCGUGAAGGAUGGACGGCCCUGCAUUUUCCGCGUCGUUCGUGUUAGUGGCACCAUUCGCAAAAUCGAAGAGGUCGCAGUGGAGCGAGCGAGAAAGCUUAUCCUGGCAGCCAAGGCAGAGGCCAGCGCUCACCCACAAUCUUCACUCUCUACAAAUAUACUAGGCACGAAAGAGGAUGCUAUGCUAGAUGUCAUGGACAAUGCCAUGAGCGACGAGGAUAUGGAGGAUGGAAGCUGAUGGAUGGCGA